This is a messenger RNA of Musca domestica (house fly), 2110 nucleotides long. RefSeq lists its product as uncharacterized. The transcript has 6 exons. The coding region runs from base 216 to 1919 and encodes 567 amino acids. The record is from RefSeq and is a predicted model, not a curated record. NCBI's taxonomy places the organism in Eukaryota, Metazoa, Arthropoda, Insecta, Diptera, Muscidae.
GUAAAAAGCGUGGAAUAAUAAAAAUUUCGUCGAAAAACCGUUAACUUAAUAGCGACAAAAAAACCGUUUAAUUAGCCUCCUCUUUGGAGCUACUUGUGAUUUUAGCGCAGCAAAACAAAACACCGUUAAUUGGGUUAUUUUUCAUUGAGCGUGUGCGACAAGGAACCAUACACCGCCAAGCGGGUUUUAUUUUGUCAACCUGCAAAAAAAAAAAAAUGUCUCUGAUUUACUUAUUUCUACUAAUUGCCAGUAGCCAAGGCAUUUUAGGCCAUGCCUGGAAGCCCAUAGUGGGCCAUUUACCGCCGGCCACCUCAACGAUAAGUGGUUCCAAGGCAACCUCAGCCACAUUUACAAGUUCGUUUAGUCUGCAGCAAUCGCAUCCUGAAUAUGGCAGCAAGGCAGGAUAUGCCAGCGGCGGCGAAGCAGCUGUGGUGGCCACGCCCAUUGGUGGGCCCAAGGAAUUACUGAUCAAAGAAAUACCCAGCCUACCAGUGGCUGAGCCCGCAGAGGAGGCCAUACCGCUCAAGUCCACAAUUAAAACCUUUGCCACUGCCGCUCCGGCUGCCAUUAAUUUCGGGGAUGCUAGAUUUGGUUAUAAGGGGGCUGUGGCAUAUAGUGAGGACCAGUGUUCGGUAAAGAAAUACGCCUUCAAUCACGAUGGCAUUGUGGAGUACGACAAUGAGGUCCCGGAACUAGCCCAAUUUACCAUUUGUUUCUGGAUGCGUUUUACCAAUCACAGUGGUGACCAUGUCGUUUUAACCUAUGCAGCUGAAGAGGGUCACCGUGACUUCCAAUUCUGGGUGGCGAAUGCAAAAAAUUCCAGUUUCAUCUCCAUGGCCAUAAAAGGCCAGCAAGUGUACAGACUCAACUAUCCAUUGCGCGUCCGCCAAUGGCAUCAUACCUGUACAUCAUGGAAUGGCAAAACUGGUGAAUGGCAGGUCUGGCUAAAAGCCGAACGUAUUGGAAGAGGUUUUCACAAUUCGCUGGUGGGUCACAAAAUCCCUCCCAAAGGAAAACUCUUCUCUGGUGGCCCCUCGGUGACUGGAAAAAUCUCGGAAGGUCUGCACUUCGAGGUGACACUUAUACAAAUCUAUCGUGUGGCCCUGAGUGCUGGCAAGGCCCAUAGAGAUCACAAACAUCAUCAUGCCCAUCAUUUCGAUCAUGAGGGCAAGGAAAUACAUCCCACGACGAAGAAGCCACCAGUGAUCAACCGUCCUUUGCCUAUGCAUACUCUAUUGGCCAAUGGCCAAAUACCCACCAGGGUGCGUAUUAAUUUGGCCCAACCUCAGACGGGUGUUGCUGCCAAUGAUAUUCUCCCCAAUCCCACCACAGCUGCCGAACAAGCCCUUACCAUACACACGAACUUCAUUAAUGGUCAAAUCAAUGCCGGUUCUCGGUUGGUGGCCCAACAAUUGAUUGGCCUGAAUCAGAAAUAUGGCCCCCAAGCUGCCCAAACUGUAAAUCGCCAGGCCAUCAUUGAUCCAAACAAUCCAGGCAAGGUGAAAUUCGUUGACGAAACCGAGACCCACAUACUCUUCAAACGCGACAUGAUGAGUGGCCAGAAAACGGAGGGCAAGGAGAAGAACGUGCAAAAACGGGGCCUGGUAUUUUUGGAUGAUGGCAGUAUUGUGGAUGAUCCCCUAAUAAGGGGAGCCGAUGUCUUGAAAUACGAUGGCCUGGCUGUGUUUGGUGGCCAACAGUUCAAGGAGGAGUUGAGCGGCAUCAUGAAUGUGGAAGAUGAAAUCACCGAACAUGAUCGUGAACCCGCCGAGGAAGAGGUAAAGGCUGUCAUGGCUCUGUGUGGGGCCUGUGAUGUGGAGCCCUUCCAGGGUGCCAUCGUUUUUGCCUGGAAAAAUGCCCGAGAACAUCUGAACAAUGCCCUGCAGGGUUACAGUGUCGGACGAUGUGGCAAUUUUUAGUUGAAUUCGGAAUGAGUUUUAGGUUUUAAUUAAUUUUCGGGUUAAGAAAUAGUUCAUUGUAUUUGUAGCCACUAGUCAGGUUAAUGAAGGUCAAAAUUUUACACAAACAACAAAAAAGAAACAGAAAUGACUCGGGGUCCACCACAUGAAAUGCAAUUAUUUUAUUUUAUUUAAUAAUAAUUAUUAAUAAA